Papaver somniferum (opium poppy) is the source of this 2348-nucleotide messenger RNA. RefSeq lists its product as uncharacterized. Lineage: Eukaryota; Viridiplantae; Streptophyta; Magnoliopsida; Ranunculales; Papaveraceae. Bases 289 to 2028 code for a protein of 579 amino acids. The record is from RefSeq and is a predicted model, not a curated record. Gene Ontology annotation, molecular function: protein binding. The transcript is spliced from 5 exons.
CAUUUGAAAUAAUCGAAUUCAUUUGAUUUUGGUGUAUGGAUUGGAAUUUAAGGUUUCCUCAAGGGUGAUGAAGAGGGGGAAUUCAAUAAAAACAAAAAGGUAUACCUUUUUCUGUUUAAAGUUUGAAUCUUAAUUUUCUAUGGAUAUUAGCAAUGAAGCUAGCGUUAAUCGAUUUUUGAUCGGAUCAUCAUCGAUAUUAAGUCGAACAAUUGCUUUUAGAAUAUUAUUGAGUUCAAUUACACAAUUAAACCAGAGAAUUUACUGUAUUUAAUUGAAAACAAGCUCCUAAUGAUGAAUGGUGCCACCUCUAAUCGCUGCUUUGAUGUGCUGAGAUCAGCACUAAGAGGGGAAUGGGAUUCCAUCAUAAGAUUUUAUACCUUGCACCAAAUAUCUAAUAUUGAUAUCGAAGAUGAUAACAACAGCAACGUUCUAGUUAGCAGUCUUUCAGGGGACACCAUUCUUCACAUAUGUGCACUAUGCCGCCGAACCGAUAUUAUGAAACAGCUGUUGAGUAUAAUGCCUGCAGCAAAAAGGUUAUUGUCAGUGACUAAUAGGAAGGGGAAUACAGUGUUACAUGAGGCAGCCAGGACCGGAAUUGUGGAGAUGGCUAAGUUAAUCUUAAAGAAAGAAAUAAACGGAGGAGAUCAAGUGCUGAUAUCAGUUCGGAACUUAAAUGGGGAGACACCUAUAUACUGGGCAGCAAUGUAUGGACAUAGAGAUAUGCUGUUGUUUCUAAAUGCAACUGCUAGUAGCAUAGAAAUGAUCAGAAGCACAUCCACCUCAAUGGCUGAUGACCCUUUAAUAACGAGGACUGAUGGCUCAACAAUUCUUCACGCUGCUGUUCUUGCAGGAUCUUAUGAUGUAGCACUGGAGAUUAUGGAGAUUUACCCAGACCUCGCUUCUAGCAGCAAUGGGGAUGGCGCCAUGGCCUCUCAUAUGUUAGCACUGUCACCUUCUUCUUUUAAGAGUGGAACUGUGUAUUCUCAACAGUACCUUGGGGCCUCAGUAUUUGUUUUGGCCAUAAAGGUUGCAAAUAUUAUAUACACAUGUAUCCCAAUCGAGAGUUAUGGGACACAAAAAACAUUACAACCAGAUUUCUCACUCAAGGAAACAAUCAAGCAUUACUUCAGAUGGUUAUGUAGAGUUUUUAGGCAUUUGCCUGUCAUCAAACUCAUUUACAAUGCAAAACUGAAGCACUCUUAUGCAAUAGAACUCCUGAGGAAAUUACUUGAAAAAGAUUAUGGUCAAUGGACCAUGAGUUAUGACCACCCUCCCUUCGAGUACCAACAUUCGUUGGCAAUAAGAAAAAGGAUAACUAACAAAGUUAGAGAGAGACCAAUUAUCUUGGCAACUAAGUUGGGUAUCAUAGAGAUGGUUAAAGAAAUAAUUGAAGCAUAUCCAGAGUCAAUUGAACUUACCGAUGAAAAAGCUGGAAGAAAUUUGUUGCAUUUAGCGGCGGAAUACAGACAUGAGUCCAUAAUAGAAUUCUUGAAGUCAUCAUCAUCUAAUUCAAAGAGGAACUUGGACAUGUUAGUGGUGGGAAUUGAUAGAGAUGGUAAUACCCCACUGCAUGCUGCUGCCAAUCUUGGAAAACAUAAACCAUGGCACAUUCGUGGAGAUGCGCAAUGGAUGCAGUGGGAGUGUGUUUGGUUUCAGCGUAUAAAACGUCUGCUUCCACAACAUAUGCUAACUAUGAAGAAUUGCAAUAACCAAAAUGCUUCCCAAGUAUUCACUGAAACUCAUCGAGAUCUUAGACAGCAAGGCGAGAGAUGGUUAAAAGAAGGAGCAGGUAAUUGUAUGUUGGUAUCAGCCCUAAUAGCAACUGUGAUGUUUGCGUCGGCCUUCACUGUACCUGGAGGAUAUGACCCACAAUCAGGUCGUCCAGUGUUACUCAAAAACCAAGGUUUUGGACCAUUUCUUCACUACGUAGCUUUGUCCUUGUUCUUCUCUCUUAUAUCAUUGGCUUUUUCUCUGUCUAUCCACGGGCUCCCUUUAACGAACACGACUUCUUUUCCCGAUUGCCUUUAAGGGCCGUGCUGGCUAAAACUGCUUUAUUCAAUUCAGUUACAUUCACAGUUUGUGCGUUCUGUCAAACGUUCAUGCUGCUUAUCACUGGAUGGACAUACCCUCUGAGCUUGCUUAUCUUCGACAUUGGAUUAGCUUCACUAGGGAUUCUCUUCUUUGCUGAAAUAUAAGUGGACAUCAUAGUGUGCUUUGUCAGUUACUCGCUCGACAUUCUUUUCAUUUAGCUGUUAAGUGGCGUUUAAAUACUGAAUGUUUCACAUCUUCAGCUAAUAUUUUUGUACCACUUUUGUAAUUCUUCUUUCCCAUGCUUCUCUUUUACUUUU